Brassica napus (rape) is the source of this 2100-nucleotide messenger RNA. RefSeq lists its product as uncharacterized. The transcript is spliced from 2 exons. The coding region runs from base 499 to 867 and encodes 122 amino acids. Lineage: Eukaryota; Viridiplantae; Streptophyta; Magnoliopsida; Brassicales; Brassicaceae. The record is from RefSeq and is a predicted model, not a curated record.
CAGAUUUCUUUUUCUCAUGCUGCAAUUUCCAUUGGCAUCACUGCCUUUUCCAAAUCCGCAGUCCUAUUUGGUAUUUGCAUUGAAGGUAAUCUUCUUGUCUUCUGGUCAUAGAUUCCUAGUAGGGAUGGCAAACUAGGUAUUGGACCGCGGGCCUGGUCCGUAAGGGUUUGGUGCGGGGCGGGUUUGGGCUUAGGAAUUCAUGACCUGCAAAAAAGUGGGCUUUGUGGGAUGGGGAUUACACGGUACCGGGUUUAAAGCGGGAUGACCCAGAUGAACCGCGGGAAGGCCCAGAUGAACCGCUAGACGCUUCAGUUGCUUUCGUCACCUGAAAACAAAACGAAAGAGAGAGUGGGACGAGAUGGAGCUACGACGAUGGCCUUGGGAAGAGAUGACGACGAUGGCCGUGGGAAGAGAUGGAGCUCCGACGAUGGCCGUGGGAAGAGAUGGAGCUCCGAUGAUGGCCGUGGGAAGAUAUGAAAAUGAUGGCCAUGGGAAGAGAUGACGACGAUGGCCGUGGGAAGAGAUGGAGCUCCGACGAUGGCCAUGGGAAGAGAUGGAGCUCCGAUGAUGGCCGUGGAAAGAGAUGGAGCUCCGACGAUGGCCGUUCGAUGUCCGACAGGUGACAAUGCUUCUGGUGACCACAUCGUGUUCAAUAUGCAGCAGAGGAGCUUCUCUUCCUUUUCGUUCCACCAAAAGAAGAAUGAAAUUGCCAAAGCUGUUGAAGAGGAGCUCGAGAAGGAAAUGUCUGCUUACGGUUUUGAGAUUGUGCAAACUCUCAUCGUUGACAUUGAGCCUGAUGAACAUGGCAAACGAGCCAUGAAUGAGAUCAACGCUGGUAACAAAACCGUCUCAUCAUUUCCUUUAUAGACUGGUUUUCAUAUUAGUAACAAAAAUGGUUUCUUUUCUCUUCUUUAUUCUGUCAAUUUAAUUUCUAUUUUCUAGACAAAUUAGAUAAGAUAAGCAAAGUCCACAACGAAGCUAUAUGUUUCUUUCACGUGUAGUCAUUGGCAUUGCUGAGGUGAUGAUUAAGAUAUUUUGUUUCAUUACCUAAGGGUGUUGAUAUAUCGUAGGAAACUUCAUUCACCAUGAUCACGCUAUUAGCGCCAUUUCCUUUUAAUGGCAACUAGACAUUGACAUUGUCAUAGGAUUUGAACGGGCUUAUAUAUAGGAUCAAUAAUACAUCUCAGAAAGACAAAAGUUUUAUUUCACAUGAUGUGAAAUGAUUCUGAAACGAUUAUAGACAAGUAUGUCUUGUUCAUGAGCUAUGCAUCUAGAUUGAACUGAUAUGUUUGUACCCAUGAUGCAAAGGUGAAGAAUCUGCGUGACAAGCUGAGUAUUCUGUAUGAGCAAGACAGACGUAAGUGGUCACCUGUUUUGAUAUACUGUUUCUUUUAGUAACAAAUAUGUCUUGCAAGCUCGGAUGAAUACACAAAUAUUAUACAGGAAGAAGUAGACAAUGUAAUAUCCGAUAUUCCGCGGGACGGCCCGCGAAAGCCUGCAAAGAAUACGGUACGGGAUUGGACAUCUAUUUUUAGGACCACAUCCCGCGUGGGACAGGCCCGCCGUGUCCCGCCCGAAGACAAACCCGCAGCGGUCCGGUCCGGGACGGGACGGGAGAGCCCAUUUGACAUCUCUAAUUCCUAGGGACUAGAUAUGAUCAGUUUUGGUUAUUAUUUUAUUUUUAGAUUAAUUGGCAAGGUCGUCUCUCCCUCGAUUCAUCCCCGGUGUCCAGGUUAGAGAUGGAUGAUAUGUCAGGUCGAAUUCUGUUUCCUUUGUCCUCGGUGGGCGGUAGGGUUAAGCUGAAGGGAAAGCUUGGAUUAGUUAUCUCAGAGUAUGAUAGUUUUUGGGAACCCUCGAUCGACAUGCAAAUUCAAGAACCGAUAGCUUAUUCUAUCGAGAUGCUUUCCAAGGUGGAACCUUCUUCACUGAUAAGAGAAGAAGAAGAUAUGAGGGAAUUGAAGGAGAACUAUUUAUUGCCUACAUUACAUAUGUAAGAUGACUCAAUGAUGGAUUACAUAUCGAUAAGCAGCUUGACAAAUAAAUACUUAUAUGCCAGUGUUCAUAAAUUUGUUUUCUUAAUUAUUUACAUACUUUCGAUCA